This is a messenger RNA of Centropristis striata (black sea bass), 746 nucleotides long. RefSeq names its product proteasome (prosome, macropain) assembly chaperone 3 (gene psmg3). Bases 163 to 534 code for a protein of 123 amino acids. NCBI's taxonomy places the organism in Eukaryota, Metazoa, Chordata, Actinopteri, Perciformes, Serranidae. The record is from RefSeq and is a predicted model, not a curated record. Gene Ontology annotation, biological process: proteasome assembly. The transcript is spliced from 3 exons.
CGUCUACGUCAUCACGCUGAUAGGCGUGCUUGAGCUCAACCAAACGGCGCACGUUUGUUUUGCUGGUGAAUGACAGAGCGCUGCUGAAGUUGCUAAAAGUGAAGCAUCUCCGUCAAGAAUAAGCUCCACACUGUGCACGGACGAAGAACAGGGAUUAAGAGAAUGUCUUCCACUGAGCCCGUCAUCAAAUCGAAACAGACCGAGAAAGAAGUCAAUGGAAUUUCUACACAGGUCAUCUGUACACAGUUCAGCAAUUACAUAUUGGUAGUUCUAACUCAGUACGGCAAAAUGGGGACAUUGAUAUCUGUCACACCUGACUCCAGAUCUAAUGAUAUCAGCACCCCAACAUUCUCCACCAAAGUACUCCUGGGCAAAGACGAGGCUCUAACACACGUCUGUGCAAAAAACCUGGCAACUUGUGUGUCACAAGAAGCCGGAAACAGGCCUGUCUUACUUGGACUGGCACUCAAGGAUUCCUCCAUAGAUGCAAUAAAACAAAUGAAAGAGAUCAUCAAAAGUUGUCAAGUCUGGUAGGAAGUCAACAUGAUGGACAUGAAGCCUGGAGGCUUGCUGAAAACAGGCCUUCUGGAUGCCCCCAAUGCCACAUUUUUCUUCUGCAUUUCCUUUUAAACUGAAAGGAUUUUACUGUUUACUAAAUGCCAGUCUGUGAUUAAAAAAACCCCCAGAGGCUUGUGCUGCAAGACAGAAAUGUAUAAAUCCAAUUUCAUUGACUCUGAUCUUUUUGA